AGAGGGUUCUGAGCGUACCCCCACUUUAGAGUCAUACGGCGCCACCGAUAAAGCGAUACAGUGAACUAACUAUACGUCGAGAACUCAAAACUACAGACGAGAGAGAACGGAACAGACCAGUUGAACUGAGGAACAGUUACGAUGGGUUGGGAAGAAAAAGAGUUCGCGGCUGUGUUCUACAGCGAGCCCGGUGUGCUGGGCUUCCUGGCCAACGUACUGUCGGCCUUCCUGGCGGCGGUGGGGAACAUGAUAGACCCCGGCGAGCAGACCGUGGUCGGUACGGUCAUCACAGGUGUGCACCUGAUAGUUAUCGGCGGGUUCGUGCAGCUGGUGGCCGGCCUGCUCAGCUUCCGCAAGUACGACCACCUGGCCGCCACAGCCUUCGUCACCUUCGCCGCCCUCUGGAGCAGUAUGGGGGUUUUGAGGAUCCUGGAAGCCACCUCCGGCGUCACCGUAACCUCCGCAACACUCCCAGGCCUAGUCUCUUACGCAUGCGUGGCCCUAGUGUUAUCCGUAACUUCAGCAACUACUAACUAUAUCAUGCCACCUGUAGCCCUAACCGCUGCAAUUUUGCUAUCGUUUGAAACUGUGGGCUUGUACCACGUCUGGGGCAAGAAAGUAGCGUUCGCUUUAGAAGUUAUUUUGGUCCUUAUAGCCCUGUACGGGGCUACAGCAUUGCUUUUGAAGGGGGUUUUCCAACGAUGGGUUAUUCCGGGGUUCGGUAACGUUCCUUUCAAUGUUUUACUGUUUGGUACUAAGGCGGGUGGAUCAAAAAAUAAAUCGAAAGAAGAAGAGAAAAAGAAAAAUACUAAAUACGCUGAGCCCAUGGGGCUAGGUUAUCUUAGUAACGUAGCCGUAGCCGCCAUUUUUGCUUUCCACUACCUCGGUUUUACCGUGUCUUUUCCUACCGCCACACCGUGGAUCGGUCUCGCGCUGGUUUCUCUCAUCAUUGCCGCUUACUAUUCCUUCUUACGGAAUGAUGCUUUUCACUGCGUCAUGUUCGGUUCCCAGGCUACGUUCUGGCUCUGCCAGGCCGCGGGAUUGGCUGCUUAUAGCCUCGCAGGUGAAAACCACGGUCUUCGGUCCCCUCUGCUAGGUACGUGGGCGUUCCUUCCUACAUUCUUACUUCUUAUCCUGGUUUCUCUCACCAAGGACAAAGUGACGCUAGCCAACAAUUUAGUCUUCGCUCUCUUGUCCGUGGCGUGGUUCUCUGUCAUCCCCCUAGCGGGAGGGAAGUACGCUGCAGGCGCCCUGUGUGCCGCUCUCUCCCUCCUCUCUCUGUACUCCUCCUUCGCAAACCUCAUCAACUCCGUCGCGGAGAAGCCAAUCAUGUGGGUCGGCUCAAAAUCCGUCUCUAUGGCAACGCUCCGUGAAGGUUUGCAGAGGUUUAGAUGUUGCCAGCCCGACCCUGAGACGAACAGUAAGAAGAACGCAGACGACAGGUGCAGAGAGGACAGCGCUGACACACUGGCUUUCCUCAGCAAUGCUGUCGCGGCGUGGGCAGCGCUGUCCGGCAAUAGCGUCGGCACAGCUGCUGUCCACAUGGCCUGGAUUGUUGGAGCUGGGAUUCUGGUACAGCUGCUGUCCGCCUUGCUGUCACUGAAGGUCAAGACUACCGCAAAGCCUGCCGGGAUGGUGUACCUAGCGAAUGCUCUGAUGUGGGGAGUCUGGACACUCGUGAGGUUUUCAGGAUAUAUUUUCCCAAACAACUCCGCGCUGGACAACCACCAAGACAGCCUACUAGUCGGGGUCAUCGUCCUAAUGGUCAUUAACCUCGGUAGUAUUGUGUCCUCCUGUAUCGUCAGCAAGAUCUGGUUGGUGACCACAGUGCUAGCAGAGGUUGUACAGGUGUGCCUGCUGCUCCACACCCUGGACAAGCUGCCCGCACAUCUAGCGGAGGCGUGGCUGGGCCUGCUGGGGGUGGUGUGUCUGUACGGGGCGGGGGCAGGCCUGCAGGCCGCCGUGUGUGGAGUGGACGUGCUACCGGGCCGGGGGCCCGUCUGGCAGGUAAACUCGGACACGGAGGAAGAGUCCAGUUCCGGCCAGCUGACCAUCCCCACGCCGUCCUCCAGGAAGACCAGCGGGCUGCGGACCAUCGCGGAUAUCCUGGACGGGGGCGGAGUGUGCGGCAUCCCGACAGACACCGUGUACGCCCUGGCAGCCUCAUGUAAACACCCGGACGCCAUCAAACGUAUCUACCACGUCAAGAGCCGCCCUGCUGAGAAGCCGAUCUGUGUGUGUAUCUCGCACCUGGGUCAGCUGGAGGCGGCCCGGCCCGGGUUCAGCCCGCUGCUGUGGGACUUCAUGCGCCGAUGUUACCCAGGAGGAAUCAGCUGUGUGGUGCCUAAAGGAGACUGGCUCGCCAACCUAGGUCUGGGUGACGCUGUGAGUUAUAUCGGCACGAGUGACAGUAUCUGCAUCCGGGUACCUGACAGCACGGCCACGGCUCAUCUCGUGUCCAUGACAGGCCCCCUGGGCAUCACGUCAGCUAACCCGAGCGGGGAGCCUGACUCCACCCACCACGACAUGGUCCUGUCCUCCCUGGGAGACAAGAUAGACGGCAUGCUGUGUGACGGACCCUCCAACGAGUUGGUAGCGUCCACUGUCGUCAACUGCAUGAAGAUAGACGAAGUCGGCAUCUCGUUCUUCCGUGUGGGCUGUACUCCUCAGGAGCGGGUGGAGCAGCUCUUCGCACAGGCCAAGGAAGCAGUCCAGCAUGCGCAGUUGGAAGCGUCCAUCAACUCCCUUUAGACAGAACACGCCUAAAAUUUAUGAAAAACUUAAACUUUUCUCCAACUCAAAAUUUGACUCACCAGAAAUUUUCGACUGAAUCACUCAGUCUUCCUCAGCUAUCUGACCCAAAUGCUGUGGACACGUGAUUUUUCCCACGUGUGACGUCAGCAAAGGGUCAAAGGUUGUCUGAAGUCGAUAUCGCCCCCCGUCCCGGUUGAGCGAUGGUUGAAGUUUUUCAUAAUGUAAUUUACCAACUCAGAUGAACUUUCAUGCUGACGCCUAAAAUUUUUUAAAU
Molecule: messenger RNA, 3028 nt
Organism: Branchiostoma belcheri (Belcher's lancelet)
Lineage: Eukaryota; Metazoa; Chordata; Leptocardii; Amphioxiformes; Branchiostomatidae
Exons: 10
Coding region: 142-2751 (869 amino acids)
Biological process (GO): regulation of translational fidelity
Cellular component (GO): cytoplasm
Molecular function (GO): double-stranded RNA binding; tRNA binding; nucleotidyltransferase activity
Source: RefSeq, a predicted model, not a curated record